Molecule: messenger RNA, 826 nt
Organism: Owenia fusiformis
Lineage: Eukaryota; Metazoa; Annelida; Polychaeta; Sabellida; Oweniidae
Source: the annotation of a GenBank genome assembly
AGGAAAUGUAAACAAAAGGAUAACAGAGAAGAGAGAAAAUAGAUUGACCAGCACAUCACUGAUAUUCUGCAGAAAAUAAGAUAGUCUAUUCAAAAUACAAAUAACAACUAAUCAUAACGAUGGCGCCAGCUAUGAACAAAAGUAACAAGAUCAGGAAUACAAUGAGUAAAAUCUGCUGCUGGAAACCGUUAGAGACUCAAAUGUUAUGGAAGCGUAGCAAUAGAAUUUUGCCAUACAUUGAAUCAGAAACAGAAAAAGAAAUUGAAGACAGUGAUGCAGUCCUUGACUUAGAUGCCAUUGAGAUAAAAUAUGAAUGGCCUGAAAUUGACUUCAACAAAUUUGGGGAAAAUGGUAUAUAUACCAAAUCUUACUGUGAUAUGGAAUACAUACUAAGAAUGUCACCAGUAUAUGACCCAAAGUUUUCCAUGCCUCAAAAGGACACACGCAACAUUCUACAGAGAGCGCUGCAUCGAGUGAACAAAAGGGCACGAGAGGCCAAAUAUGCCAUUUCCACUGCUAUGAGCCAUGGGACAAAAUCAUCAAAGAAAGAUGGUUGCCAAGCGCAAAAUGACACCUCGACAUUCAGUUCUAUCUAAGACAUUGUACUAGCAAGUUGUAUAAGCCAUACUAUGACUGGACUGGCCCAGCAUUCGCCUUGAUGCAAGACCCGAUCUGGAUGAAGCCCUGUACCAUUUUGGGCAUAUAAUGAAUAAGCCAAAAAGGAUGCUUAUGAGUAGAUGGCAAUGGCCAAUUGCAAUAUGUUCUAAUGUAUCUAUAAGAAGACAUUAUUUGUGUAUAGGUUAUCAAUUAUGUAUAGGUAAUGUAA